AUGGGCAGCUGGAGCCUGAAGAGCUCUGAUGCUGGAGGAGAUCUUCACCUCAGGAUGGAGGAGAGGAGGGCUGAGGAGUCCCAGGGCAGGGAGUGUGAGUGGCUGGGAGGUGGAGGAACAGGAAUGAAGAGGAGAGCCCCCCUUUCUGAUGAGGAGUCUAAAACGAGCAGCUCCCAGCACUUGGGGUCUCAAGAGUUUUGUGUCAGCAGCAGCCUUUCCAAGGUGGAGCUCACAGCAGUCAGCGGUGGUGGCAGCAGCGCCCAGGGGUUGGAUGCUGAUGGCAAAGUGGAGGAAAAGCUUGGACCCAAACUGGAAGAACAACCACCUGAUCCCAACCCAAACCCGGAGUGUGCGGGAAAGACUGUGAAAGAUGGUGACCUGGGCCCUCUGCCAAGCCAGGGAGAUGACAGAGGGCAGGAGCCCACAAUCCCCACAGCUCCAGAGCAGGAGAGCAGUGGUGCUGAUGCUGCCCAGACACCUGCAGAUCCUCACGGUGACAAGCAGACUGAUGCUCCUCCAGCCUGCUCCGAGCCUCCUGGGAAGGAGAAAACCACCCCAAGCACUGGAGGAGCACAAGGUGUGCUGGCAGAAGGGACAUUGUCUGUGGUCGUCUCCAGCUGCAACACCUCUGCCUCCACUCCUGCUACUUUUACUUUGAACAGAGUGUGUUUCCCCACCUCUCAGGCCCCUGCUAUGCAAAAAGUGCCCCUGUCCUUUCAACCUGGGGCAGUUCUGAGCCCGAGCCAGUCGUUGGUGUACAUCCCACCACCCAGCUGCGGGCAACCCCUCAGCGUGGCUACACUUCCAGCCACCUUGGGAGUCUCCUCCACGCUCACCCUCCCCGUCCUACCUUCCUACCUACAUGAGCGUUGCCUGCCGGGCAUUAUCGCUUCCCCAGAGUUACGUUCCUACCCUUACACCUUCUCCGUCACCAGACCCUUGGCUUCAGACACCAAAGUGGUGUCUGUGGAGGUGAAUCAGCUCAGCUGCCCUUCACCUUCAGGUGGAAGCAGUGCCCAGGCUGCUGCUGAGGGUGCUCCUCAGUCCACUGCCGGCCCUUCCCUCUCCUCCUCCAACCAUCCUCCGUUGGCAGCAUCCUGCGGGACCGCUGCUCCCUCUCCCGGCACCGCGGCACACGCCAGAGCCCCCGGCGCCCCCGCUCCCGAGCCACAACACGCCGCACCGGGAGCUGCCACUUCCCUCUCACCUCUGAAGUCCCCUCCGCAGCUAGAACGUGAGAUGGUUUCCUCUCCAGAGUGCAGCGAGUUGCCUCUCGAUCUCUCUUCCAAAUCCAAUCGUCAGAAGCUGCCUCCACCCAGUCAACGUAAAACACCUCCCAUGCCCAUCCUCACACCCGUGCACACCAGCGGCAAAGCUCUUCUCACCACCGUCCUGUCCAAGUCUCAGCGAGCUGCCCAGACUACGGGCAGCAGCGUCACCUCGUGUCUCGGCACCACCCCUCCUUUAGUCAUCUUCCCCGAGUUCCUGCGCAACGGCGAGCAGGGCUCUUGGGUGAAGAACACCACGCUCAUCAGCACCAUUCCAGGCACCUACGUCGGCGUCGCCAACCCGGUACCUGCCUCGUUGCUGCUCAGCAAGGACCCCGGUGUGAGCUUCAGCAGGGACCCACGCCACCUUCCCAAGCAGGAACCCAUUUCCAUCAUCGAUCAGGGAGAGCCUCGUAGCGCUGGUGUUCCCAGUUGUGGGAAGAAAGCCAACCAGGUCAGCACAGAAGGACAGCAAGAUCCUGCCAGGAGACUUCUUCAUGGCAGAAUUACUCCAGGAGCUCCUUUGUGUCAGUCCAAGGAUAUCUCCACUUGGAAUCCCGGCCAGGGAAGCGUCUACCCGCGAUGCCCCGUGAAUGGAAAACCUUCCAACCCUCAGCUUCUGCCUCUUGGCUGGUCUCCUUAUCACCAAACCCCACUGCUUUCAAUCGGUAUCUCCACAACAGGGCAACUGCCCUCAAACCAGAACAGCUCCUGCAAGCCAACUGGUGCAGGUGAGCUCCCGACAUUCCCGAGCGUGCAGCCCACAGAGUCCAACACAGCCGCCCAGAGCCUGCCAGAGGGGCUGCCCAGGCUCCCACCUCAGGAACGGGAAACUGCAGCCAAGAGCAAGACCUGUCGGGCCUUACCCAAGCUCUACGAGGAACCACCCAAUCCAAUCCCGUUGGAUGCAGGUUCAUCUCUUCAGACCAGUGCUUUGGAUGUGAAAGGAGGGAAGGGGAAAGUGGACAACCCUCAGAAGAGUCAAGAGGGUGAUCAACCAGAGGUUGACUCCAGUAAGGAGAGCAACACACAGACUGAAGCUCCCCAGGGGAGCUGUAACCUCAAACAGUUGGAUGCAAAGCCUAAAAACCAAGUGUUGGCGGCAUAUUUGUCGCAUGAUCUACCCGUGGCUGGGCAGCAGAACCCACGGGUGAUUUCAGAGGUGUCCACUGUCCCCAUGGAGGGUCAACACAAGGAGCUGGGCUGUGAAGGCUCCCCGGAUCCACCGGCUGCAGAACCCCUGCAGUGCGUGCGUCAGGUGGAUCUGUGCAAGGUGAAGAAGGAGCGAGUGGAGUGUGACACAUCAUUUACUCCUGUCACUUGCCUGCGGGCUGGGACUGCUCCCCAAGCCUUUGCCGAGCUCAAGCUCAAAGGAGGAGGCCAAAUCAAGCAAGAGGGCAACGUGCGCUGCAAGUCCAAGAGGCAGCACGAUGGGGACACCAGGCAGACCCACAAGAGAUUGAAGUGCCAAGGCCAGGAUGGCCAGGAAUCCCCCAGCAAAUCGGGGAGCCGGAGCGUGCAUGGUCGGAAGUGGCGAAAACACCACGACAAUCCCCAUCCCCAUGAGCUCAGCAAACGUGAGGGCCGAGCCGGCCUGGGGUCGGGGAAGGACCACAACAGCCUCAGGGUGAAGCGUAAGCGCAGGAGGCCGGCGAAG
Molecule: messenger RNA, 2925 nt
Organism: Antrostomus carolinensis (chuck-will's-widow)
Lineage: Eukaryota; Metazoa; Chordata; Aves; Caprimulgiformes; Caprimulgidae
Product: BCL-6 corepressor-like protein 1
Biological process (GO): negative regulation of transcription by RNA polymerase II
Cellular component (GO): nucleus
Molecular function (GO): transcription corepressor activity
Source: RefSeq, a predicted model, not a curated record